AGAUCAGUGUUACACACUUAUCGACCUCUUAUCGUUAGCCGAAGACUGCCCGAACGGGUAUAGCCGGCGUUAGCUAAUUGAAGCAGCAUCCUUGUUUCGUUUCCAAGCUGCUCAUUACUGGAAAAGGCGCCGCUGCAGCCUUUGUGCUCAUUCCCACUGGUGAAAUUGAAGUGACGUACCAUAACCACCAUUCACCGAUUGUACCCUAAGUAUACACACGCUUAUGCUCACAUGAGUACUCUCUACCAGCCAACGCGACAAUUGCACCAACCGAAGAAACCAGCUUCUGCCAUUGCCAGCCGAUCCCAAAGCAAUGCCGUACCCGUAACGCGCUGCUAUAGCGAUCGCCUCCGCCCGCCAAGUACAUGAUCUUCGGCCAUGAAGGUCUCGGAUGUGGUCACCGAACUCGAGAUGGAGCUAGAAGAGUCGCAAAACCAGCGAGAUUCGCGUAUUGAGCACCUGUGGAAGAAGCUGGACUUAGAGCAGAAAGGCAAGCUCGACUGGAAGGGCUUGCAGAAGGGCCUGCGAAAGAUCGACCACCCUCUCAAGAAUGCUGAUGACAUGCUAAAAACCAUCAUCAAGACCGUGGACACAGAUGGUGAUGGCAAGGUUUCAUACGAAGAGUUUAGAGUCUUUGUAGAGGCCACAGAACGACAACUCUACCUGCUUUUCAAGUCUAUAGACUGCGACAACAAUGGAAGACUGGACAAGAACGAGCUACAGCUCGCAUUUAAACGUGCUGGUCUUGCUGUGCCCAUGCGCAGAUUGAACACCUUCUUCGAGGACAUCGAUAUGAACAACGAUGGCUACAUCAGCUUCGAUGAGUGGCGAGAUUUCCUGCUCUUCAUGCCUAGUGAUGAAGCUAAGACGACGCUCCAUGCGGUUUUCACCUUCUAUUCGGAUAUUGUUACACUCACAUCGGAGGGCGAUUCAGUGGUCAGCGACGAAACACUAGAAGGCUUAGGCUACUUCGUUGCCGGUGCCGUCGCGGGAGGCAUUUCGCGAACUGCAACUGCCCCUCUCGACCGACUGAAAGUCUAUCUUCUUGUCAACACCAACAGCGGUACAAAUGUCGCCAUUGACGCCGCUAGGAAGGGUCGUCCUGUGGUGGCUAUGAAAAAUGCUGGUCGGCCUCUCUUCACAGCUGCACUCGACCUUUAUAAAUCGGGAGGGCUUAGGGGCUUCUUCGCCGGCAAUGGUUUAAACGUCAUCAAGAUCAUGCCUGAAACCGCUAUCCGAUUUGGUGCCUAUGAAGCAGCCAAGAAGACUCUGGCAAGACUCGAAGGCCAUGGCGACACACAGCACAUCAACCCAAUUAGUAAAUUCGUUGCUGGUGGGGUAGCUGGCAUGACUGCUCAGUUCUGUGUUUACCCGUUGGAUACCCUCAAAUUCCGACUCCAGUCGGAAUACGUACACGGCGGCCCUCGUGGCAACAAGCUCCUAAAGCAAGUGCUUGUCCAUAUGUGGGCUGACGGCGGUACCCGCGCUGUAUAUCGUGGUGUUACCAUGGGUCUGAUCGGGAUGUUUCCUUACUCGGCCAUCGACAUGGGAACCUUUGAGUUUCUCAAGACGUCGUACAUUCAGUACAAGGCUAAGUCCCUAGGCAUCCACGAAGAAGAUGCAAAACCCUCUACCUUUGCCACAGGUAUCAUGGGCGCAUCCUCUGGCGCAUUUGGUGCCACCGUCGUCUACCCCCUAAACGUGCUCCGCACUCGACUCCAGACGCAAGGAACCAAGAUGCACCCGGCGCGCUAUACCGGCAUUUGGGAUGUCGCAAAUAAGACGAUUCGGAACGAGGGAGUCAGAGGCCUCUACAAAGGGUUAAUGCCCAACCUCCUGAAGGUCGCCCCCGCCUUGAGCAUCACAUGGAUGGUUUAUGAAAAUGCGAAGCGAAUCAUGGACUUGAACUGAGCUCGGGGCCCAGACCGGAACCGAUACCCCUCAAAGGCAAGGCAAUUACCAUUGGCCAUGGAUAGAGCGAAGCAUGUUUGAAAUGGAGGCUUGGGGUUGAACCAAUGCAUCUUUGGCAUUUCGUUUAAAAGAUGCAAGCUCGCAGUAAGCACCAUCUUGAAUGCCAUUCGAGACACCGAGACCUCAUCGACCUAGAUGAACAAAGAUGAGGAUGAAAAAAUGAAGGAUUAGAUACAGGGUUUUUGAUAUUGCGCGAUUUGCAUUGGUUAGGCGUUUUCACGGGGCAGAGGAUGUACAUAUACAUUGCGAUUGAUGAAAGUCAUGCAAGUGACCUUUUUUUGAAGCAGCCUGAUAGCCGCAAUACCGUCCAAGCUCGUGGUGGAACCGAGCAGAUAGUCAAUAAGAUACCCUUGCUACGA
Pseudomassariella vexata is the source of this 2330-nucleotide messenger RNA. RefSeq names its product calcium-binding mitochondrial carrier SAL1. Gene Ontology annotation, biological process: transmembrane transport. Bases 379 to 1911 code for a protein of 510 amino acids. Gene Ontology annotation, molecular function: ATP transmembrane transporter activity; calcium ion binding. The record is from RefSeq and is a predicted model, not a curated record. The transcript is spliced from 9 exons. NCBI's taxonomy places the organism in Eukaryota, Fungi, Ascomycota, Sordariomycetes, Amphisphaeriales, Pseudomassariaceae.